Molecule: messenger RNA, 1074 nt
Organism: Brassicogethes aeneus
Lineage: Eukaryota; Metazoa; Arthropoda; Insecta; Coleoptera; Nitidulidae
Source: the annotation of a GenBank genome assembly
AUGAAUAGUGAAAUUGUUGAAAGGGCAGCUUCAGCUCAGCACCCGUCGCGGUGGUACAUGACGGCUGUGACUAAUAUUUGUUUCUCAGGGACGUCGUGUACCACCGGUGGCCACCAUGUAAAAGGUGAUGAAAGCGAACCAUUUUCUGAUUCUAGAUCUUCUUACCAGCCCUCAGAUAAUGAAGAAAGUGAAGACGAUAUUCCUUCUGAAGACAGCGAUGAGCAAUAUAGUAAUUACGAUGAUCAACCUGCCCGAACCACAGUAAAUCCUGCAACCGUAGCAAAUCCUGCAACAACCAAUGAUACUUGGGGGCCGUGCGGACAAGUCGCGCAUGAUUUUCCGUUCACCGCUCAAAGUGGAUUUCAACUCAAUCCAAAUGAAUUUUGCGACCCUUAUAAAAUUUAUCGCAAGUUUAUCGACGACGAAGUGCUUGAACUCAUAAAAGGAAACCCAAAAACUAAAGAAACACAGCGCCAAAAUAACAUAGGCAAAACUAGCGUAAAAAUUAAUGGAAGUGACAAUCCAAAAAAUACCACCUCUGUAGAUCUCACCGCCGAAAACAAAGCAUUGUCAAAGCAGAUAAAAAAUUGGACCAAAAGUCAAGUGGAUGAAAUUAGAUGGGAUACUCUGAAUUCUGAUUUGGAUAACAUAGUGUUAAAUACACAAAAUUCAGUCAAUAAUGAAAUGACUUGUCAAGUAACAUGUUUUUAUAAACAGGCCUACAGAAUUCCUAAACUUUCUAAUAGAUGGGUAUUAUCAAAUUAUUUAAGACACAUUUUAUCGAAAAAUAUAGAGGUGCCCUUGGAGUCCCUCCUGAAAAAAUCUAAGUUUAAGAAAAUAACGUCAUUUCUUAAUCCAAGUUUAAAGCCCAGCACAUCCAGAGUCAUCUCUAGCUUUAAUCCAGAGGCCAGUACGUCGAAGAUCAUUUCUAGUCCUAACCCAAAGCCCAGCACAUCUAAAGUCAUCUCUAGCCCUAAUCCAAAGGCCAGUACGUCGAAGAUCAUUUCUAGUCUUUAUCCAAAGCCCAGCACAUCAAAAGUCAUCUCCAGCCCUAAUCCAGAGGCCCGUACCUGA